AUGUACAAAAUUAUAUCGUUAUGUCUGAUGCUGGGGACAGCAACCAGUAUUCACAAUACAGAUACAUGGAAUCCCUUCCAACAAGAUUUCCAAGGUUCCACAAAAUUUUUGCCAUCUCCGUCAGGUUUAGAAGGACCUUCACAUACAGGGUACCAACAGGGCGCCGUGUCAGGCAGUGACCAGUGCGAGGUAUACAAAGUAGGUUUCACGCAGGAUCUUUAUUUCCAAUACAUUCAGUACAAGACGGAAAUCCCUGAUUUGAAGCAGUUCACGUUGUGCCACUGGACAAAAUACUAUAAUCACAGCAAUGAUCAUCCAAUUUUUUCAUAUGCAGUUGAUGGCCAACCAAGAGCCAUCUACUCCUGGAUCUCGAACACUGAUCGGUCCAGCUACUUCAGUAUGUCCGUGGCAGGUCACACCUUCUACAGGCUGAACUAUCCCUUGCGUCUCAACAGAUGGUACCAUACGUGCCAAAGUUGGAACGGAAAGACUGGAGAAUGGCAAGUGUGGGUCAACGCUGAGAGAGUGGGAAGAGGGUUCCAUAACAGAUUGGUGGGUCAUGUGAUACCAGGACGUGGUAUAGCGAUCACUGGACAAGGACAGAGCCAACUCGGUGGAGGAUUUCAAGAAGGUGCUGAAGCACCAAAAGGUUCCGGCGGCAUGCUCGGCGAAGUCACCAUGCUGCAGCUCUACAGCGUCGCCCUCACAGCCGGCAAGGCCCACAAGGACCACAAGCACCACCACGCGCACCAGUUCGACCACAACGGGCGCGCCAUCACCACCCCCGCCCCCACCACCCCGCGCAACAAGUCGCCGCUGCCGCAACACCCGCUGCUGACGGGCGGCCAGAUCAACACGGCGGUGAGGGUCAAUUUGGCCGGGCCGCAGACGGUGCAAGGGCAGCAGUUCGACGCGCGGUUCUUGAACGGGCAGUUCGUGGGCAAUGUGGUGACGCAGCAGCUGUCUCUCGGCAAGAGUGGGCAGCCGCUUUUUCAACCGCAGGAUCAGUCACAGGUCCAACAGCUACAACUCCAGCCUUCAUCAGACGACACAUCCUUCUCAACCCAGUUCAUCACCUUGGGGGACACCCAAAUCAUAAACAAGGACUUCAGCCAUUCUGCGCACAGCUCAGAUCCCUUCCUCUCCACUCACAGCCUCUUCAAACGACAAAACGACGAAGCUCCAACCGAGGCCGAAACUUCGGAUGAUCCCAAGAAGGAAAAACGCCAGAUAUCUGUAGUCGGAGGACACUUCAUAGACACAUCUCUACUAUCUUCGACUUCCGAUGCCUUCGAUCAAAGUCUGCUGUAUGGCUUGGCAGGUAUCGGCCAGAACGAAGCUGUUUCCGAGCAACAGAAGCAGUCGGAAGACGAGAGGGAGCCGGCGGAGGCUGAGGUCAAAGCUGUGCUGAAUAUUUGCACAGGGUGUGACGAGGAACCCUUUGAUAAGGCUCUGGUGAUCGGUUGGAGGACAGUGCCGAAGAAGUUGUAUUCGGGAGCGUUCUACACACCUGCUAUUCCACAAUGUAAGGUGUUUUGA
Messenger RNA from Phaedon cochleariae (mustard beetle), 1539 nucleotides. NCBI's taxonomy places the organism in Eukaryota, Metazoa, Arthropoda, Insecta, Coleoptera, Chrysomelidae. The record is from the annotation of a GenBank genome assembly.